GUACAUUUCUCGGAACAUUUGUUGGAAACAUCAAAAUGUUUUCAUUCUCUUCUUUAUAUACCUCAUAUACACACAUAUAUAUGUACACCAUAUUCUCUUUUUCAUUCCCCUUUUCAAGAUAGUCGCACGGGGCACCACACUGAGUAUAGUGCAGUGCUGCUUCUCUAAGUGCACGCUUCAUAGAUUCCAUCCGAAUGGCAUCGUAGUGCCGUAUAAAGAACCGGAUUACACGGUGUCCAUUUCAAGGUAUAUAAGAAGUUGGUGUUUGCGGGGAUGUAGAAGGAGUAGAGGGAUGGCGAGAGGAAAGGAAGAAGAGAAUGGUUCGCGAAGGGUGGUGGAAAAGUGGUGGAGCUUGAAAGAGCCACGCCCCGAUCGUACAAACGUCGAGCGUGGAAAUCGGAGGGUGUCUCUCUAUCCGCGGCUCAGCUCAACUCGGGGGUGGCUCUCGUCUACGUCCAACCGAGAGAGACACGAACGCAACCACCACAGAGGUCACCGCGCGCAACGAAGUCGAAUCACAGUCGUAUCCUUUAUCAGCGAUGUCACAGAACAUCCACGCGUGUCACCGAACUACAAAACGUCGAACUUUAUCUAUAAAUUGUCCGUACCCUUAAAAUAUCAUUCAAUAACAAUUAGAGAUUAUCGUUCGUAUAUCGAGAUUAUUGAUCUCUUACAUAAGUUUCUUUCUUCUGUUUUGUCAUAAUCAUUGGUGAGGGAAUCGAGUAUUUGUAUUUAUACGAGAAAAUAUAGUGCGCGAUGAUCGAAAAAAAAUUACAACAAUGGCUCAUGGUGUUACGGAGAACUUGUGAUCUAACGAUCGAUAAGAUCUGAGCUCAUUGCUAAUUAAUUAUGUGUAGAUUUUGUGGUGUAAUAUCUAUAUGAUCAAGAUCGUGGAUGAUUAUCUUCGAUCUAGUUUAGCUAUAUCAUACGAAGAGAAAGAAGAGAACUUCUUCUUGAAAAGUUUUCAUCAUUAUACGAAGAUAAAGGAGUAAGAAGAUCGAAAAGGAACAGGAAGAGGAAGAAGAAGAAGCAAAAGAAAAAGAAGUAAAAGAAGAAAGAGCAAGAAGACGAGCAAUAUCAAAUCACGUAACAUGGUAGAGAGUAUCUAUGCUGGUGAUUCACCGAGAUCACGUUCUCCGAUGACAGAACCAUCGAGUCCUCUUCAAGAUGGUCCCGGUAUAUCCGGUUACAAUCAUCGUUAUCUAUACAAUUAUUCACCUGAGGGUCCACAACAUAAAUUAAAGAAUCACGAUACCCAAAAUCAUGCAUCUUCGAGGCGACACGAAGUGGAAUCACGCGAAAGAACGUUCUCCAGGAGUCCAGUGAGUUCGGAAGAGGCAGGUUAUCGACCUCGGGAAAUUUCAAGGCCGAGUUCCUCCGCUACCAUGUCCUCACCCACCUCUCUAUUUACCAUCGACAGUAUCCUAGCACCUAGACCGAUCGCUAAUAUACCCCCAACAAGUACUGCGAGCUUAAACUCCAUGAUACAGAAUCCGGAAACCGUCGGUUCACCUUCGAGGACAACUACCAUGCAUCCUCUUCAACAACAGCUUCAUCAUUUGGCCUUCACCUCGGCGGAUUUUUUCGCCGCCGCAUAUCCUGCCUUAUAUCCAGGACAAUAUGUAGCUGCUAUGGCUGCUGCAGGUGUUUCUCUUCAUGGACAACCAACGUUUUAUCACGCUGGUCAUCCUUAUCAGAUGAAUCCAAGCACGCCAGGUGUCGGACCAAUGACGAAAAGGAAACGUCGUCAUCGGACGAUAUUUACGGAAGAACAGUUGGAACAAUUGGAGGCCACAUUUGAUAAAACGCAUUAUCCUGACGUGCUGCUUAGAGAACAAUUGGCUCUUCAGGUUGAUCUCAAGGAAGAAAGAAUCGAGGUAUGGUUCAAGAAUCGUCGUGCCAAGUGGCGCAAACAAAAACGCGAGGAACAAGAACGCAUGCGAAAACUCCAGCUGGAACAACGUCAACACAACGAGGAUGGAGUAUCGACGGCAUCGAUUAGGGUUACCGAUCAUCUGGCCUUGACCAGACAGCAACAGCAGCAACAACAACAGCAGCAGCAGCAACAGCAGCAACAACAACAACAGCAACAGCAACAGCAACAGCAACAACAACAGCACGAACAAGAAACUGACAGUUCCGAUCUGGAGGUCGCGUAGUCGCUAAAGGACUUCAUCCAAAUCGUUUUUUCACCAUGCGUCGCCAUUGAAACCGCUGAAAGUCGACUUUUCUUCUCGCCUGGGAAGCCUGUAAAUACGGAACUAAAAUGUAAAUAUUCCUGUAAAUAUGGCUAACGAUGAAUGUGUAUAAACGAAAUAAAUUAUUGCA
This is a messenger RNA of Vespula pensylvanica (western yellowjacket), 2328 nucleotides long. It is a transcript of the gene Gsc, whose product is annotated as homeobox protein goosecoid-like. Lineage: Eukaryota; Metazoa; Arthropoda; Insecta; Hymenoptera; Vespidae. The record is from RefSeq and is a predicted model, not a curated record. Gene Ontology annotation, molecular function: DNA-binding transcription factor activity, RNA polymerase II-specific; RNA polymerase II transcription regulatory region sequence-specific DNA binding. The coding region runs from base 1092 to 2159 and encodes 355 amino acids. Gene Ontology annotation, biological process: regulation of transcription by RNA polymerase II. The transcript is spliced from 5 exons.